UAACUUGGUUUUUUUCCUCCACUACAGAUCCAGAAGGCUAAGGCUGAGAGACACCGUGAGCGUGUCCUCAAGGAGGAGAUGGACGCUAAGCGUGCCAAGAACAAGGCUCUCCGUGAGCGCCGCCUGGAGCGCAAGGAGGCCAAGCAGAACGCUCUCGUCGCCGAGGCCCAGGAGUAAAUUUCUUCUGUUUAACGAACUUUGGCGGUGCGGAGGUUGAAGGCGGGGAAUAAUGGGUUAAUCGAUCAGCCAAUGGAAUAUAAAUCAGGUCGACCAAAACUACACACUUCCCCGUUUUUUCGUUGCAGGUCUGGCUUCGUUGGCUUUUGAGGAAAAGAAAAGUUUACAUCCGGGACGAAUGGCUUCUGUUUGAAUCGUAUCAUGAGGCAACCCCGGCACAUAUGGGUUUGUCGGGAAUACGGGGGGCAUACAUACUUCACCUCUUGCUUUUACCUCUUUUCACUCGUGGACAUUACGGAGGGGAGGAAAGUAAUGAGUAUGUGAAUGUGGACAAGACAAGGAGAAGAAAAAAAAAAAGAGAGAAAAGACCAGCUUUUUCAUUAAAGUCAAAACCAAUGGCAUGGCGCUUUGUGUGUGUGUUACGAAAUUUCCGAACAUUGUUCUUUCUAUUUUUCAUCUACACACGGUCUUUGCAUUUUGCAUGCAUCUCUCUAUUUCCUUCUCUUACCCCGGAAAAGUCGAACAGAAUCAUUCUACCCCGGAUGUCUCUUUUUUUUUUUUUUUUGCCCUUAUCUUUUGCCAUCGCAGCUGAUCUCCUGUACUCCACCUUCAUCUCCCUAAACCUCAUUUCUCUCCCUCUCUCUCGGAGACCGGGUCUAGCCCUUUCCUCGAUCGGUUUUCCCCUUGUUUCCUCUACUCCUGCCUACACUUCCCCCACAUCGUCCAUGUCCAAUCUCUCGUAACGUUUCCUGAAUAUCACGCUUGAAGGUUCUACUUGGG
Aspergillus saccharolyticus JOP 1030-1 is the source of this 957-nucleotide messenger RNA. RefSeq lists its product as uncharacterized. The record is from RefSeq and is a predicted model, not a curated record. The transcript has a single exon. Lineage: Eukaryota; Fungi; Ascomycota; Eurotiomycetes; Eurotiales; Aspergillaceae. Bases 399 to 920 code for a protein of 173 amino acids.